ACCAACCAUGACGAACCCGUCGCGACCGAGCCGCUGCAGAGAGUCGGCACCGCAACCGAAUUAAACCCAGAGACGCAACUCGACCCCGAAAAGCACCAUGCUGCCAAGCGCGGGAGCGCCUCCUCGAGCUCAGAGGACUCCGACGCCGUCGUCGAGACUAAGAGCGAGAAUCAAGAGCCCGUCCAGCGCAAGAAGUGGUACAGGAGGCUGAAUCCGUUGAAGAGAAGUCGGAAGCCGCCCGUUCCGCAAGAGCGCGCCGUUUCCAGAGAAUAUGAGGCUGGUUUCUUCAGCCGGCUCACGUUUCAAUGGAUGGCACCACUCAUGGCCGUUGGCUAUCAGCGACCCCUCGAACUCAAGGACUUAUGGACCGUAAACCCAGAUCGGAGUGCCGAGGUGCUGUCGUCCAAGCUUAAGGCAGCUUUCGACAAACGCGUGGCUCGCGGAGACCCAAGACCUCUGGUGGGGGCAAUGUAUGAGACAUUUAAACUUGAGUUCAUUGUUGGAGGCAUCUGCCAGCUGUUGGCCAGUUUAAUUCAAGUCCUCGCGCCCUUCACCCUCCGGUACCUGAUCAAUUUCGCGACGGAGGCAUAUCUCGCUCAAAAGCUCGGCAGAGCGGAACCACACAUUGGAAAAGGUCUUGGGCUGGUGUUUGGUAUUACCGGCAUGCAGAUCCUACAGAGUUUGUGCACGAAUCACUUUCUGUACCGUGGAAUGAUGGUCGGUGGUCAAUCUAGAGCAGUCAUGAUAUCGCUCAUCUUUGACAAAGCCCUGAAGCUGUCCGGGAGAGCAAAAGCGGGGGGUAAGGUUGAAGCUCCCCCGCCUGAUAUCAAGCCGGGCAGCGCGCAAGAGAAGAAGUGGUACAAAAAGAUGCUGAAGCGUAAGGCCAAGGAGAACAAAGGCGGUCCCAAGGGCCCGAAGGGCGUCGCUGGAGAUGGCCAAGGAUGGGGUAACGGAAGGAUCGUUAACUUGAUGAGUGUCGACACCUACCGCAUCGAUCAAGCGUCUGCCAUGUUCCACAUGAUCUGGUGCUCUCCAGUCUCUAUUCUGGUGACCCUAGCCUUACUUUUAGUAAACCUGACGUAUUCCGCUCUCGCAGGAUUUGGUCUACUGGUCAUCACUUUCCCUCUGCUCGGAAGAGCUAUAAAAAGCCUGUUCCGCCGAAGAUUCGCUAUUAACAAGAUCACCGACCAGCGAGUCAGCCUUACACAAGAAAUCUUACAAGCCGUCCGUUUUGUCAAGUAUUUUGGAUGGGAAACGAGUUUCCUGGAGAGGAUUGGCGCCAUCAGAAACAAGGAGAUUCGGGCGAUCCAGAAAGUGCUUGCUAUCCGUAACGGCAUCAACGCCAUCGGCAUGUCCAUGCCCGUGUUCGCUUCCAUGCUGGCGUUUAUUACCUACUCUUUGUCGAAGCACAACCUGGAUCCGGGCCCGAUCUUCUCUUCGCUGGCCCUCUUCAACUCUCUCCGUAUGCCCCUCAACUUGUUGCCUCUUGUCCUGGGACAAGUCAUUGACGCCUACUCGUCCGUCAAGCGUAUUCAGGAGUUUUUGCUCCUGGAAGAAGCAAACGAAGACGUGAAAUGGGAACACGGUAUGAAGGAAGCUAUUGUGCUCAGCCAUGCGGACUACACCUGGGAGAGGGCGACCACACAGGAAGCGGAGAAAGACAAGAGCAACAAGCAAUUGAAGCAAGAGAAGAAAGAGGAGAAGAAGGCCCACAAAGCGGAGAAGAAAGCGGCGAAAGAAGCGGCCAAGCGUCCUUCCAACGAAGCAGAACGCAACGACGAGACGAAUCCGAACGACAGCGCUACCACUCUUGCGGAGAAACCACCUUUCCAGCUUCGGAGCAUGGAUUUGACUAUCGGGCGGAACGAGCUUGUCGCUGUGAUUGGAACUGUGGGUUCGGGAAAGACCUCACUUCUUGCCGCUCUUGCUGGAGAUAUGCGUCGCACGAAUGGAGAGGUGAAGCUCGGCGCAUCUCGUGCUUUUUGCCCCCAAUAUGCUUGGAUUCAGAACGCAACAGUCAAAGACAACAUCGUGUUCGGCAAAGAGUUCAACCAGGAGUGGUACGAUAAGGUUGUCGACGCAUGUGCCCUUCGCGCCGAUCUCGAUAUGUUGCCGAACGGCGACCUUACGGAAAUAGGUGAAAGAGGUAUUACGGUUUCCGGAGGCCAGAAGCAGCGCAUCAAUAUCGCUCGCGCCAUCUACUUCAACGCGGAAAUCGUUCUCAUGGACGACCCGUUGUCGGCUGUUGAUGCUCACGUCGGUCGUCACAUUAUGGACAAUGCCAUCUGCGGCUUGUUGAGAGACAAGUGCAGGGUCCUGGCAACUCAUCAGCUCCAUGUGCUCAACCGAUGCGACCGCAUCAUUUUGAUGGACGAUGGCCGCAUCGAAUCGAUUGGGACGUUCGAGGACCUCAUGAACCACAACGAGACCUUCAUGAAGCUGAUGGCUUCUACUGCGGUCGAAGAGAAGAAGGAAGAGGAGGAUGAAGUCAACGAUGAUGAGAUCGAGGAAGAGAAAAAAGACUUGGAAAAGAAGGUUCCGAAGAAGCCUGGCGCAGCGCUUAUGCAGGCCGAGGAACGCGCUGUCAAGAGUGUCUCACUGAAGGUUUACGGUGCCUACGUCAGAGCGUCGGGGUCGUUUCUCAUUGCGCCAUUGGUCAUAGGUCUGCUUAUAUUGUCUCAAGGCGCCAACAUUGCAACCAGUUUGUGGUUAUCAUGGUGGACGUCGGACAAGUUCCACUACAGCACAGGGACCUAUAUUGGCGUCUACGCGGGGCUCGGUGCCACUCAGGCCCUUCUCAUGUUCAUCUUCUCCGUGGUGCUUUCCGUCUUCGGGACAAAAGCUAGCAAGGUCAUGCUCCACCACGCCAUUACCCGCGUGCUGCGGGCUCCCAUGUCCUUCUUCGACACGACGCCGCUUGGCCGUAUCACGAAUCGCUUCUCGAAGGAUAUUGAUACUAUGGACAACAACCUUACGGACUCGAUGCGCAUGUUCUUCCUUACCAUGGCUAUGAUCCUCUCCGUCUUCGCCCUGAUAAUCGCCUACUUCCACUACUUUGCCAUUGCUCUCGGCCCGCUCUUCGUCCUGUUUGUGUUCGCGGCUUCCUACUACCGUGCCUCGGCUCGGGAGAUCAAGCGCCAUGAAGCCGUGCUUCGUUCUGUGGUCUUCUCGCGUUUUGGAGAAGCCGUCGCCGGCACUCCAUCUAUCCGGGCCUACGGCCUCGAGGACAGAUUCUCAGCCUCAAUCAGAGAGGCCAUCGACGACAUGGACAGCGCCUACUACCUCACCUUCAGCAACCAACGCUGGCUCAGCACGCGACUCGACGCCAUCGGCAACAUGCUCGUCUUCGUGACGGGGAUUCUAGUUGUGACAUCGCGGUUCAACGUCAGUCCAAGCAUCGCGGGUCUGGUGCUCUCGUACAUCCUGUCCAUUGUGCAAAUGAUACAGUUUUCGGUGCGGCAGCUCGCAGAAGUCGAGAACAACAUGAACUCGACCGAGCGCAUCCACUACUACGGCACGGAGCUGGAGCAGGAGCCGCCACUGCACCUCACGCCCGUCCGGCCCUCGUGGCCCGAGCGCGGCGAGAUCGUCUUCGACGCAGUGCAGAUGCGGUACCGGGCAGGGCUGCCACUGGUGCUGCAAGGCCUCUCAAUGCACGUGCGCGGCGGCGAGCGCAUCGGGGUCGUGGGGCGCACCGGCGCCGGCAAAUCAAGCAUCAUGUCGGCGCUGUUCCGGCUAGUAGAGCUCUCCUCAGGCAGCAUCAGCAUCGACGGCGUCGACAUUAGCACCGUCGGGCUGAAGGACCUGCGCUCCCGCCUCGCCAUCAUCCCCCAAGACCCAACGCUGUUCCGCGGCACCGUUCGCAGCAACCUCGACCCGUUCGGCGAGCACGCCGACCAGGCACUGUGGGACGCACUAAGGCAGGCGGACCUGGUCGCCGCGGACGCGGACACAGCCGACAAGUCUCUGCGCGUGCGCCUGGACGGGCCGGUGGAGGAAGAAGGCCUCAACUUCAGCCUCGGACAACGGCAGCUCAUGGCGCUGGCCCGGGCACUGGUCCGCGGCGCGCGCAUCAUCGUCUGCGACGAGGCGACGAGCAGUGUCGAUGUCGAGACGGACGAGAAGAUCCAAAAGACGAUAAGGAAUGGCUUUGCGGAUUGCACGCUGCUGUGUAUUGCGCAUCGCUUGAGGACGAUUAUUGGCUAUGAUCGCAUUUGCGUCAUGGAUCGGGGAGGGAUUGCCGAGCUGGAUUCGCCGCUGAGAUUGUUUGAUCUGGAGGGCAGUGUUUUUAGGGGCAUGUGUGAGAGGAGCGGGAUUCGGAGGGAGGAUGUGCUGGCUGCGGCGGAGGGGGGGAGGGUUUAGGUGGGUGAGCAUACUGCGGGAUGUUGGCUAGGUGGUACUAGUGGGUGAGCAGAGCGGCUUAUACAGUCCGUACAUACGCGCGCAUACGCAUACAUACAUACAUGUAAUUAAUACAGCAAGAAACAAAAAGCCAACUUCGUGGUCGUAGAUGUUUGGGAAAUUGGAAGGAAGGGGGAAAGCAGUUGUGAAUUUAAAAAGGUACAUAGCUUCUGGAUUUGGAGAAAGGAGGUCAGUUAGUUGCUUCUAUAAAGAACGGCGAGAGAGCAAGCAAGCAAGACAGCAAGACAACACCCCAACCCAGCUCUAAGAAACAAAGACAUGAUCUGGUCAAGCUUUGCGCCUAUCAUGUAGAGGGCGCAGCAAUCAUAUCAAUACCAUCUCUCAUCC
Messenger RNA from Aplosporella prunicola CBS 121167, 4749 nucleotides. RefSeq lists its product as uncharacterized. Gene Ontology annotation, cellular component: membrane. Lineage: Eukaryota; Fungi; Ascomycota; Dothideomycetes; Botryosphaeriales; Aplosporellaceae. The record is from RefSeq and is a predicted model, not a curated record. The transcript has 3 exons. Bases 310 to 4362 code for a protein of 1350 amino acids. Gene Ontology annotation, molecular function: ATP hydrolysis activity; ABC-type transporter activity; ATP binding. Gene Ontology annotation, biological process: transmembrane transport.